GAGCGAGCUUGGCGCGGGCCAGGCCUGCCCGGCGCCUGGGGUCCAGUCGCUGCCAACCCGGGGGGACGGGGGGCUGCUGCCGGGAAGACAAGAACAUGGUGGCCUCCGCGAAGCUCCUCGCCUCGACGUCCCCGCUGCCGCUCGCGAUGGCGGUGCUUCUGACGGUCGUCGCGGUCUGCGCCCCGUCGGCGGCGCAGCACGAAGACAACAUUCGUGCCUGGGCUGAAGAAUUAGGUGAUGAACUAUGGCGGUUGGGCAGAAUUGUUACCAAAUUUACGGACAUGAAAAAGAAUUACCAGUACCACAAUGUACAAGUUCACGAGAAAGAUGGUACUUCUUUACUGGAAUCCAUUGUGAAGGACGUUUCAAGAAUGUUAGCACGUAAAGUUGAGGCCGUGAAGUGCAUCAUGAUGGCCGCGGAGGAGGUGGCGGAGGAGUUCGAGUACAACUCCACGGCCGCGCUGGGCAGCUACACGUACCGCAGCGCCAAGUACUCCACCGUGCACGAGGAGGGCGCGACGGAGCCCUUCGUGCCCGAGUUCAGCGGCAAGCCAGAGGACAGGAUCUACGACGACAUGUACCUGGGGCCCGACCCGCACUUCUACAACAUCCCCGUCAACACCACCCACAGCUGCGUGCACGUGCCGACCAAUGUGUUCGACAAGGCUGUGGACGUCCUCCCUUCGAUAGUGUGGUCAGAAGGCCUGGAUCACAUGUUCAUUAAGAACUACGAGAGUGAUCCUUCGCUGUCCUGGCAGUUUUUUGGUUUGUCAACCGGAGUGAUGCGAAGUUACCCAGCGUUCCACUGGAAGCAGGAGGUGGACGUGUUCGACUGCCGCACGAGGUUCUGGUUCAUCGAGGCGGCCACCUGCACCAAGGACAUGGUCGUGCUGCUGGACAACACGGGCUCCAUGCGGGGCAUCCGGCAGACCAUCGCCCGGCUCACGGUGCACAGCAUCCUCGACACGCUCGGCAACAACGACUUCGUCAACGUCUUCUACUUCAACAGCACGCUGUACGACACCGUGCCGUGCUUCAAGAAGACUCUCGUGCAGGCAACUCUAGAAAAUAAAAAUAUGUUCAAAAAUCAAAUACAAGACCUGAAGACUUUCGGAUCAGCAAAUUUUAGCCAAGUAUUUGUUGAAGCUUUUGAAAUAUUAGAGCAGUACCGCCAGGAGAGGGGAUGCGGCGACGACGACGAGGGGGGAGCCCGCUGCAACCAGGCCAUCAUGCUGAUCACGGACGGCAUCCCCGGCAACCUCACGGACGUCUUCGAGCGGUACAACCGCAAGAACAACAACACCCACAUCCCGGUCCGCAUCUUCAGCUUCCUGGUCGGCCGCGAGGUCACCAAGGUCCGGGAGAUCCAGUGGCUGGCCUGCCUGAACAGAGGAUACUACGUCCACAUCCAUCACAUGACCGAGGUCCGCGAGCAAGUGCUCAAGUACAUCGAUGUCAUCGCUCGCCCUCUGGUGCUGCAAGGCGUAGUCCACCCGGUCGUGUGGACGCACGCGUAUGCGGACACUUCAGAUCCUAAAAUAGCUGCUUGGUUACGAGAUGUCAUGGACAGCCCUGAAAAAAUUGAGCAGUUGCUGCUCCACGAACGUAAUAAAGGGCUGUAUUUCAGCCAACAGAAGGAAGACAGCUUGUAUAUUAAAGAGGGAGAGGGUGGAGAUGAUGAAGAAGCAGAACCUCAGCUGCAAGCGUAUCGGCUCAUGACGUCCGUCGCCAUCCCUGCGUUCGAUACAAAGGCUAACAGGAACACACAGAAUCGCACUGCAAAGCUCUUGGGUGUCGCUGGAACUGAUGUUUCUCUCGACGACAUUGAAAGGCGAGCGUCCUCGUUCAAGAUUGGUGUCAAUGGAUAUCCAUUCAUUGUUACCAACAAUGGCUACAUCCUUAUACACCCAGAUCUGAGACCAGUGUUCCGAGGCGUACUGAAGGAUAACUACAACAGUGUCGACUUCAGUGAGGUGGAGAUCACGGAGGAAGAUGUGUGGGCGAGAGAAAGCAACACCUCUUCAGCUCUCUUUAAGUUACGAGAAGCUAUUGUUAGCCACACUGUUGGUAGCAGGAAGGGGUUAAGAAUGAAGUACCACUACGAUGACAUGAAACGUGUGGCCGUUGAAAACAAGGACUACUUCUACGCUCCUCUGACAGGUACUCCGUUUACAAUGGGAAUCGCAUUGCCACAAGGAUACGGUUACUUCAAAAUUGGAGUUGGUGAUGUUUUGCAAACGAUCAGGCAGCAAGGUAUUCCAGUGACAACGUUCUUCUCUGGCAGCAAUUGGAAAAUUCAUCCAGAUUGGCUCUAUUGCAAAUACAACCAUGAUUCGUACAAGGCUUUCACAACCUCUGAAGAGGAAUUACUACACUUCCUUCAAAAGAUGUCCUCAGAGGAUUGGAAGUGGUUUGAUCAAUACGAAGAUGUUGAUGAUGACGUCUACGAAUCGUGGAAGUCUCUCAACCACUCAGCCAACUGUUCCAGGCAGCCAGUUGAAGAAGGCAGUUAUUAUUGCGAUAAAGACUUGUUGCAGCUGCUGUUAUUUGACGCAGAAGUCACAGAACCAUUUUUCAGGGAUGAGAAGUGGAUAUACCGCAACAAAGUUGACAAGGAACUAGUGGACUCGUACAAGGUCACACUGAGGUUUGUGGCAACACACAGUGGACUUACAAGAUGGGAGCACGUUGAAGAAAAUGAAGAAAGCAUAGCGAGUGGCAUGGAGUUCGGAGACUUGCACACUCACGGAAUAGAAGAGCCUUGGUACAAGAGUGCUGUGUUGCAGCAUCAGAUCAACCAAGAUUCGUUCGUUUUUUCUGUGCCGUUCGCAGCAGGUGACGACGAGAACACCUCGGUGACGGCCAGCUACGCGGUGUUCCCGCGGGACGGCGGCCGGGAGGCCCCAGCGUCCGUCGUGGGGCUGCAGUUCCGCCACUCCUCCCUGCGCUCCAGGUUCUUCAGCAUCACGGGCAAGAAGCACUGUGCUACAUGCACGGACACCUGUACGUCUGGAGAAUUUGAUUGCUACAUUCUCGACAGCAAUGGCUACGUGAUUGUUUCCGAGAGGAAGAAUGACACCGGCAAAUUCUUUGGUGAAAUUGAUGGCGGAGUUUUUGAAACCAUGAAGUUUAACGGCAUUUUCAAAAAAUUGAGGAUGUUUGACUACCAGUCCUUGUGUUUUGAAGAGAUUUUGGAAAUAAUGAGUGCAGCUAAUAUGCUUUUUACUCCGCUGCACCACGUGGGGUGGCUGCUGGAUUGGCUGCUGGGUCAGGUGCUUUGGUUCCUGGUACAAAGUUUCCACGUCCUGUUCCUGGGCGACUGGACCAGCUCUUUCCCUUUGGACACCGAGAUCGGGCAAGAGUAUUACCCAGACUACUAUGUUCUUGAAGAAGAAAGACACAAUGACACGUUGGAGGAUGAUCUUGAAGAACUUGGUCAGUCCUCGGAGGAAAAACCCUUGUCUGUCAGGCUCUACAACACUUCUAGGCCGUGCGAUGAGAAGUCUAACCUCUACUUGCUGCAGCAGCAGGAAGAUAUUCUACAGAAUGGAGUCUACAAGGCAGAAUCGCCGAUCAAUGGAGCAAGACCGUUCUCGGUGCGGCUCAUCCCCCACACCAACUUGCUGCUGCUUGUGAUAGACGACUUGCGGCAAGGCACUCAGAAGAGGAUCACCGUGGCUCGCAAGGAGAUCCGCUACAACAACACCGAGUACCCGUGCCAGAAGACCUUCCUGAACGGCCUGCCGCGGCGCCGGCUGCUGGCGUGCUACUCGGAACACCCGGAGGAGGUAGACAUUAAGACCUGUGGUGAUAGCAACAAGAUCACAUGCAGUACUUUGGCAAUAAUGGUAUGUUGGAUUAUAGCAUCUAUAUUCCAUCUGCAACACUGAUGAAGUUGUAUCUACUAUUUUACAUAAGGUUUGUUAAAAUGUAAAUUGUACAAUAGUCUAUUAACAUCAAACAUUGCUAUUACCUCUCAAUGUUGUGUAUUGUUUUGUGUUUCAAAAUAAGUUAUGUAGUACGUAUUUCAUAUGCAUAUUCAAAUGAUCAAUAAUAGUGACCAUGUUUUACACAGCUUAAAGCCAUUUUCCCUAUUAAAGUUGUUUUAGUGUUAAAA
This is a messenger RNA of Bacillus rossius redtenbacheri, 4117 nucleotides long. It is a transcript of the gene Ca-Ma2d, whose product is annotated as voltage-dependent calcium channel subunit alpha-2/delta-4. The transcript has 28 exons. Gene Ontology annotation, cellular component: voltage-gated calcium channel complex. Bases 96 to 3890 code for a protein of 1264 amino acids. Lineage: Eukaryota; Metazoa; Arthropoda; Insecta; Phasmatodea; Bacillidae. The record is from RefSeq and is a predicted model, not a curated record. Gene Ontology annotation, molecular function: voltage-gated calcium channel activity.